This is a messenger RNA of Bacillus rossius redtenbacheri, 2151 nucleotides long. RefSeq names its product brachyurin-like. Gene Ontology annotation, molecular function: serine-type endopeptidase activity. Bases 337 to 1197 code for a protein of 286 amino acids. Gene Ontology annotation, biological process: proteolysis. The record is from RefSeq and is a predicted model, not a curated record. The transcript is spliced from 7 exons. NCBI's taxonomy places the organism in Eukaryota, Metazoa, Arthropoda, Insecta, Phasmatodea, Bacillidae.
AUCGCACAUGGUUUGUUGCAGAAAGGCAAGUUACCAGUUACCCAACAUCGAGGUUCGAUUUUAUUCUUUAACGUAAAACGCAAGUUAUUCAAUAUUUUUCGGAAAAAUAAUUUGUUCGCUGUAAAGGAAAUAUUUAAGUCUCGGGAUAAAUACAAGUUUUGAACUUUUUAUAAAAUACGAGACACAAACCUCUCAAUCACUUCUCACAACCUUCACUUAUUUAUAACUAAUCGACCAUAAAUAUUAUUAGCUUAAUGGCAAGAGAUAAUCCACUAACCUUGAUAAAAGAUGAUAAACCGAAGUGCUUAAAAGGCUAACAUUAUAGCGUGUAGGCCUAUGAUCACCUUACAAACGGCAGCGAUGGAAUACACGCAUUUGUGUUUUUUGCUAAUUGCAGCGGCUGUGGCCGCGGAGUUUAAUGUCCAGCACAGGAUUGCCUACAUGCCGAUGCUUGAUGGCGCGCCGGUCGCGUCGCAGCCGGCCAUCACGAGAGGCGAGCGGGCCUCGAGGGCGCAGUUCCCGCACCAGGUGGCGCUCUUCCUGGACUCCUUCUUCUGCGGCGGCAGUCUCGUCGCGCACUCCUGGGUCCUCACCGCGGCGCACUGCACCGACGGAAUCAGCUUGGCCACGGCGUACAUCGGCAGCCAGAACGUGUACGCGUCCGAGGCCGGCAGGCUGACCACCACCUCCAGGGACUUCGUGCAGCACGAGAACUACAACGACCCGGUGUACCUCGCCAACGACAUCGCUCUCAUCAGGCUGUCCUCCAAGGUCAACACCGGCUCUCUCGUCCGGCUGGUGAACUUCCCGCGCUUCUCGCAGGCUUCGGAGAGCUUCGCCUCCCAGGCGGCCCACGUGAGCGGCUGGGGCCGCACCUCUGACACCACGACCUCCAUCUCGGCCGAGCUGAACCACGUGGAGCUGCAGGUGAUCAGCAACGAGGCGUGCGCCGAGGUGUACGGGAGCUCCGUCCUCAACUCCACGCUGUGCUGCCUGGGGGUCGGCCAGAGGAGCACCUGCUUCGGAGACAGCGGCGGUCCGCUGGUGAUGAAGUCCGGCGAGACGUACACCCAGAUCGGCGUGGUGAGCUUCGUGGCCACCGCCGGGUGCACCAUAGGAGCUCCCUCGGGGUACGCCCGGGUGACGUCAUUCCUGGACUGGAUACAGCGGCACACCAGCAUCCCCGUCAGGCUGUGAGGUCGCCCCGCGAGGGGGGAGCCUCGGCUGCAUUCCGUGUCGAGUGAUGCGGCAUUCGCCAGCAAGCUAUAUUCUGUGUUCAAGUCAUCUGACAUUCGCCAACAAGCUAUAUCCUGUGUCGAGUGAUCCGACAUUCGCCAACAAGCUAUAUUCUGUGCUCAAGUCAUCCAACAUUCGCCAACAAGCUAUAUUCUGUGCUCAAGUCAUCCGACAUUCACCAACAAGCUAUAUUCUGUGCUCAAGUCAUCCGACAUUCGCCAACAAGCUAUAUUCUGUGUUCAAGUCAUCCGACAUUCGCCAACAAGCUAUAUUCUGUGUUCAAGUCAUCUGACAUUCGCCAACAAGCUAUAUUCUGUGUUCAAGUCAUCCGACAUUCGCCAACAAGCUAUAUUCUGUGUUCAAGUCAUCCGACAUUCGCCAAUAAGCUAUAUUCUGUGUUCAAGUCAUCCGACAUUCGCCAACAAGCUAUAUUCUGUGCUCAAGUCAUCCGACAUUCGCCAACAAGCUAUAUUCUGUGCUCAAGUCAUCCGACAUUCACCAACAAGAGGGAACCUUAGCUACAUUCUGUGUCGAGUGAUCCGACAUUCGCCAACAAGAGGGAACCUUAGUUGCAUUCUGUGCUCAAGUGAUCCGACAUUCGCCAACGGUUCCGCUCGCAAGUGAUCUGCGAAGUUGACAUACCGAUGUUGGUUUAUGAACACCGUUGGCAGAAGGAUACAUAAACCAUCUGUAAAAUUCGAGACAAUUUAUAUUAACACAGACUAUAUACUUAUUUCUGCGUUCGGUUACAUUGUAUGUUUGCUGUACACGGAACUACUAAUGAAAAAAAAACGGGAAUAAAAUUUUAAAAUCCAAUGUAAGUAAUAAAAGUAGUUAUUUGUGAACUUUAAAAGGUGAUGAAGACUGUACAUAUAAGACGUGAUUUGUUUGAAAUAAAAGUACACGUCAAGUGUU